AUGUCGCCCAAUAAGCACUCGUGGCGGUAUGCUCGUCCCGGACCGAAUCACGUGGCGGACGAAUGGGUGCAGCGGGAGACGUGGGGCGCAAGCUUUCCGACAUGUAUAAAUGGGAUAGAGCAGAGCCCUAUCAACAUCGUCACGGGCGAGGCCAUUCCGAUGAAGUCGCUUCCCGAGAUCUCCACUGACAUCGACGCGGCGCCGCACUACGUCUCCAACACCGGCAGCGGGUUCCAGCUCUUCGAGACGACUCCGACAGAGAGCAUGAUCGCGAACGGGACAUUCAUCGACACGAUCGAGGGCUCAAGCAAGGGCGAGAGCUGGGUGGGCGGCCAGAAGUUCCUGUUUUACCAGAUGCACUGGCACACCCCGUCGGAGAACACGAUCGACGGCCGCUCCUUCCCGCUCGAGGCGCACUUUGUGCACCAGUUAGACGACCCGAUGCUGGUCGGCACGCCGCCCUGGCUCGCCCCUCCCUCGAGCCGACGUGAGUGA
This is a messenger RNA of Emiliania huxleyi CCMP1516, 495 nucleotides long. RefSeq lists its product as hypothetical. The transcript is spliced from 2 exons. The coding region runs from base 1 to 495 and encodes 164 amino acids. NCBI's taxonomy places the organism in Eukaryota, Haptophyta, Isochrysidales, Noelaerhabdaceae. Gene Ontology annotation, molecular function: carbonate dehydratase activity; zinc ion binding. The record is from RefSeq and is a predicted model, not a curated record.